GUUAGUUUGACCUUAUACAUUCGUAGGGACAACAUUUUUGAAAACCACAUAUAUUUUAUACUUUCUUUUUUACUCAUAUAUUUUUAAAAUGAAAUUCAGAGAUAAAAGAGCAAAUUAGUUCCCUCGUUGACAGUUCCUUGCCAGCCCAACAUCUCUUCAGCUUCGAGACGGGUCGGCGCUUCUUUGCGUCUACAUGAAUCGUCCCUGCUCGUUGCUCAUCGUCUUUUAAGAAUCGAAGACUUUGAAGUAGUUUACUUGAUAUACUCAUUCUUCAACCGAAGCUCUCAUCGAAUCAUACUAACUGAAACCUGAUGGCGGCGUAUAGAGCUGACGAUGACUACGAUUAUCUCUUCAAAGUCGUUCUCAUCGGAGACUCCGGUGUCGGAAAAUCUAAUCUGCUUUCCAGGUUCACUAGGAACGAGUUUAGUCUUGAAUCUAAAUCAACAAUCGGUGUUGAAUUCGCCACCAGGAGUAUUCGCGUUGAUGAAAAGAUCAUCAAGGCUCAGAUUUGGGAUACUGCUGGCCAAGAAAGGUAUCGUGCAAUCACGAGUGCUUACUACAGAGGAGCUGUUGGUGCUUUGAUUGUGUACGACACAACACGCCAUGUAACCUUUGAAAACGUUGAAAGAUGGUUGAAAGAGCUCAGAGAUCACAGCGACUCAAACAUUGUGAUAAUGUUAGUAGGAAACAAAGCAGACUUGCGUCACUUGCGUGCAGUUUCCACAGAAGAUGCAAAGACAUUUGCAGAAAAAGAAAACACGUAUUUUAUGGAGACAUCAGCUCUUGAGGCCAUGAAUGUGGAGGAUUCUUUCACUGAAGUUCUUACACAGAUAUAUCAUGUGGUAAGCCGAAAAGCACUUGAUAUUGGGAAUGAUCCUGGGGCUUUGCCUAAAGGGCAAACAAUUAAUGUUGGAUCAAAAGAUGAUGUUUCUGCUGUCAAGAAAGUUGGUUGCUGUUCUAGUUGAUGAAAAUGGGGGAGAAUGAGGAUCAAGAUUUUUGAAGUUUCUGGUGAUAUGUUUGAUAUCAGGUUAGUUUUUGAGCUUUUAACAAGAAAUUCAGUGACGAGGCUUCAAAAUUUUCUGGUUUUUUUGUAUUACUUGAUUUGUUAACUACUAUGGAUCGGAUCAUGUAUUAUAUAUUUGGAUACUUGUUCUUAAGAUUUAUAACAGUUUUCGUUUUUAACAUUCCAUUGAAGUAAUUUGGGAUGUUUGUUUUGAUGGUUUCUUGAGCAUCAAAAUCUUUGAUCUUAUAAAAUCGUCUUAAAAAAUGUGAUGUAUUGACGAUGUGGAGCGUCUAAAAAUGAAUCCUUCCAUAGUGUGAAAGGGUUAAUAGUUGGUUGUGUAAUGAACUCGCACAUUUUAACCAAAAAUAUGCA
Molecule: messenger RNA, 1375 nt
Organism: Lactuca saligna
Lineage: Eukaryota; Viridiplantae; Streptophyta; Magnoliopsida; Asterales; Asteraceae
Source: the annotation of a GenBank genome assembly